AUGAAUUGGAUCUCGUUGUGGAAGGGGCGAUUGAUCGAUUGCUACGGUAGAGGCAGCAGCGGCGGCAGCAGGCGGCGGUACCUCGGCCGAUCCAUCGCCGACGUCAUGUACCCCGGGAGCACAUUGUUGCACAUCUUCGGUUGUAUCCGGACUACUUCGCUCCGCAACCGUGUUUUGGGCAUGCCUUAUUCCGGCGACGUUUUAGGAUGCAUCGUCCGUUGUUUAUGCAUAUCGUGGGGUGCUUUAGAGAGAAGAUAUGAGUAUUUCAGGAUCAGGGAGGAUGUGACUGGCAAGCCCGGACACACGCCCUUACAGAAGUGCACUGCCGCAAUCAGGCAACUGGCGUACGGAGGCCCGGCCGACAUGUUCGACGAGUACCUCCACAUUGGCGAGUCGUCAGCCGUCGAGUGUCUGCAGAAUUUUCGCGCGGGCGUUAGAGCGAUAUUCGGGGAUCGCUAUCUUCGGAGUCCGAGCCCCGCAGACUGCCAGCUGCUGAUAAAUAUGCACGGGUCGGUGCACGGGUUCCCUGGGAUGUUGGGCAGCAUAGAUUCUGACUACCGGCUGUGGAUAUGGCAUGCUUAUUUUGGAGUCGCCGGGUUGAACAAUGACCUCAACGUCCUCCAGUCGUCGCCCCUGUUCAACGAUCAGUGCAAUGGCGUUGGUCCCGCCAUCAGUUUCGUCGCCAACGACAACCAGCACAAUAUGGGAUACUAUUUGGCGGAUGGGAUAUACCCAAGACGAUCAAGCAUGCGAUCGGACCAAAGAAGUCCUACUUUGCGAGCCGCCAGGAGGCAGCGCGCAAGGAUGUUGAGCGGGCAUUUGGUGUGCUCCAGAGUCGAUGGGCAAUGGUAA
Messenger RNA from Salvia hispanica, 852 nucleotides. Lineage: Eukaryota; Viridiplantae; Streptophyta; Magnoliopsida; Lamiales; Lamiaceae. The record is from RefSeq and is a predicted model, not a curated record.